This is a messenger RNA of Propithecus coquereli (Coquerel's sifaka), 2150 nucleotides long. It is a transcript of the gene GPR161, whose product is annotated as G protein-coupled receptor 161. The coding region runs from base 252 to 1901 and encodes 549 amino acids. The transcript has 7 exons. Gene Ontology annotation, biological process: G protein-coupled receptor signaling pathway. Gene Ontology annotation, cellular component: membrane; recycling endosome. The record is from RefSeq and is a predicted model, not a curated record. Lineage: Eukaryota; Metazoa; Chordata; Mammalia; Primates; Indriidae. Gene Ontology annotation, molecular function: G protein-coupled receptor activity.
GUAUGUGUGAUGAUGGAGAGGGAAAUGGAAAAGGGGACGUCCCAACGACUGGGACUGGGACGCAAGAACCGGGACAGGAAAGGCCCGAGUAGGGACCACAAAGGUUUGCAGGAAAGAAGUGAGGCGAGCCUAGCGGCCAGGUGCCCUGGGAGUCCUCUGAGAGAUGGAGGAGCACUGUGUGGUCAGAGGGGUGUGAGCUUUCUGUUUGGGUUCAGUGGAAGACAGAAUGGGCUGAGCUGGAACUGACUUAAAUGCCGGCAAAAGGAGUUGUCCAGCAUGCUCUGCCCAGCCCAUGCCGGGGCGCACUGACCAUGAGCCUCAGCUCCUCCCUCGGCCACAGGAAGGAGCUGCGUAACCUCACUGCGGAGGAGGCUGGUGAAGGGGGCGUGAUUGUCACUGAGUUCAUCGCCAUCAUUGUCAUCACCAUUUUUGUCUGCCUGGGCAACCUGGUCAUCGUGGUCACCUUGUACAAGAAGUCCUACCUCCUCACCCUAAGCAACAAGUUCGUCUUCAGCCUGACCCUGUCCAACUUCCUGCUGUCGGUGUUGGUGCUGCCUUUCGUGGUGACCAGCUGCAUUCGCAGGGAAUGGAUCUUUGGCGUGGUCUGGUGCAACUUCUCCGCCCUCCUCUACCUGCUGAUCAGCUCGGCCAGCAUGCUCACCCUCGGGGUCAUUGCCAUCGACCGCUACUACGCUGUCCUGUACCCCAUGGUGUAUCCCAUGAAGAUCACGGGGAACCGGGCUGUGAUGGCGCUUGUCUACAUCUGGCUUCAUUCCCUCGUCGGCUGCCUGCCGCCCCUGUUUGGUUGGUCACCUGUGGAGUUUGACGAGUUCAAGUGGAUGUGUGUGGCCGCCUGGCACCGGGGGCCUGGCUACACCGCCUUCUGGCAGAUCUGGUGUGCCCUGCUGCCCUUUCUGGUCAUGCUGGUGUGCUACGGCUUCAUCUUCCGCGUGGCCAGGGUCAAGGCGCGCAAGGUGCACUGUGGCACGGUGGUCAUUGCGGAGGAGGAUGCCCAGAGGACCGGGAGGAAGAACUCCAGCACCUCUACCUCCUCUUCGGGCAGUAGGAGGAAUGCCUUUCAGGGUGUGGUGUACUCUGCCAACCAGUGCAAAGCCCUCAUCACCAUCCUGGUGGUCAUUGGUGCCUUCAUGGUCACCUGGGGCCCCUACAUGGUUGUCAUCACCUCCGAGGCCCUCUGGGGGAAGAACUCUGUCUCCCCGACCCUGGAGACCUGGGCCACGUGGCUGUCCUUUACCAGUGCCAUCUGCCACCCCCUGAUCUAUGGACUGUGGAACAAGACGGUUCGCAAGGAACUACUGGGCAUGUGCUUCGGGGACCGGUACUACCGGGAACCGUUUGUGCAGCCGCGGAGGACGUCCAGGCUGUUCAGCAUUUCCAACAGGAUCACAGACCUGGGCCUGUCCCCGCACCUCACGGCGCUCAUGGCAGGCGGACAGCCCCUGGGGCACAGCAGCAGCACCGGGGACACUGGCUUCAGCUGCUCUCAGGACUCAGGGACGGACGUGAUGCUGCUUGAGGACUACACCUCUGAUGACAACCCUCCCUCCCACUGUACUUGCCCACCCAGGAGAAGGAGCUCGGUGACAUUUGAGGAUGAGGUGGAACAAAUCAAAGAGGCCGCCAAGAACUCCAUUCUCCACGUGAAAGCCGAAGUACACAAGUCCUUGGACAGCUACGCAGCCAGCCUGGCCAAAGCCAUCGAGGCUGAAGCCAAGAUCAACUUAUUUGGGGAGGAGGCUCUGCCAGGGGUCUUGUCUGCGACGCGGACCGUCCCGGGGGCUGCCUUCGGGGGCCGUCGGGGCAGCAGGACUCUUGCAAGCCAGAGGCUCCAGCUGCAGAGCAUCGAAGAAGGGAACGUGUUGGCUGCAGAGCAGAGAUGAAGGCCUCGGGGUGCACUGGGGCUGGGGCUGGAGUGGAGACACCGGCCGUGGAGGGCUUCCCGUCACCGUCUGUGCCAGUGCCCUGGGGGCUGCACUGUGCACAGUGGGCCCAACACGGGCGGAAACGUCUGGUGUGCAACCACCUGGAAAAGGACUGAAAAUAAUGUCUGCAGCCCCUGACUUCAGUGUCCGCCUUGAGACCACGGGCUUCUUGGAGGUCCCAGUGAUGGAACCGGAAGCAUCUAAAGC